This is a messenger RNA of Ylistrum balloti, 903 nucleotides long. RefSeq lists its product as uncharacterized. The record is from RefSeq and is a predicted model, not a curated record. The coding region runs from base 1 to 903 and encodes 300 amino acids. Lineage: Eukaryota; Metazoa; Mollusca; Bivalvia; Pectinida; Pectinidae. The transcript has 3 exons.
AUGGCGAAGACACCUAUCAUUAUUGCCACUGCUGUGAUAGGGGUUAUGUUUUUGAUGGAGAUAAUUGGCCUGGCCACACCACACUGGAUGGUUAUCAAAGCCUUUGGACUACAUGUUGGCGUGUUCCAAAUAUGUGUGACGAAUGAAUGCGUCACUUUCAUCGGGUACCUUGGAUUUUCAAUCCACUACCUCGGAUUCGUGGUGUGUCAAUGUCUUGGAUGUACCCUAAUGCUUAUUUCAACAAUAUCAGGAAUAGUGGGAGCGACAAGCAGCAAACGACCGGAGAAGAUCAUCAUAAAAAAACUGGCUAGUCUAUGUUUCUCAUCAGCCUUUUUCAUCCUGGUGUCUGUGACCUGGUUUGCUUUGGCUUUCUACAAUAAUAUCGGUACCCUAUACAGUUUAUACACGUCUGCUAUCGUCACACUGGGCUAUUCCUUCGUCUUGUCUCUUGUCAGUGGUAUCGGUAUGUUGGUCAUAGGAAUCAGCAGCUGCGUCAUAGCCCAGAACAUGCCUGCACCACCAAUCGUCGCCCAGGCCCCACAUGCAACUGGGCAGCAACCCAUGAUCAUCAUGGCGACUUCCAACCAGCAGUUUAUAAAUCAGCAGCCAAUCACAGGUCAGUCUCAAACACAAAUAAACGGUCAGCAACCCAUUGGUCCUCAACCAUCAGGAUACCCGCAAGGAUAUUUGGCGACACAGUCAGCAGAUCCUGCAAAUAUGGCGGCUGUCCAACAUACCGACCACCCUGGAUACGCCCCACCUGUCGCUCCACCUGGUGGUCAGCCUAUAUACGUGCCACCUCCUAUCUACGGUGGCCAGCCUUCGGCUAUUGGAGACUACGGUCCAUGUGCUCCGAACCCUGCACUACCAGCACAGAUGAACGAAAAACCAUCUUCGUAUUAA